AUGGCCAGCAACGACAGCAGGCGCCUUCGCUUCUGCUACCUGGCGACCUUCUCAGUCACUCCGCACAUGCGCGAGGAAGAAUCCAAGGAGAGACAGAGGAGGCGAUUGACUGGUCCGCCGGUGGAUCUGCUGCUCUCCAUGCGCAUACGGAACGGCAGGAGCAGCUGCUUCGGAAAAAAGAUGGAUACAUGGAGUUGCGCUCGUUUGGCUGACUGGUUAAUUAUUCAUGAAGGCAUGAUGAAGGCAUGCGGCCAUGACCUCGCCCUCGUCGCCUCCGAUCCUUCAGAAAGGCCAUGCCCCUGCGCUAUCUCGCUGAGCCUGGAGAACUCCGACGCAAAGCUCAUCCUUGCUGCGCCGCCCAUGGACGCGACAGACGUGGAGGUCGCUGGGUUCGACUUCGGCGCCGGCAGACUUCGCAGCGUCGUCGCCCAAGGCCACCGCCUGCUGAGCUUGGGCGUGGCCGCUCGGCGCCGCGGGCCGCGUAACUCUGGCGUGUCCCGCGUGGCGCCGCCGCCCGCGAUCUCGCGCAUGGAUGCCUGCUUGCCGGCCGCCUGCUUGCUGCCCACGCCCGCGUGGACAACAAAGACAAGCAAGCGCAGGCAUAGCAGCCCGAUUCGAUACGAUCUUGGAUCUUCUCAUCCGCCAUUCCUUUAG
Messenger RNA from Miscanthus lutarioriparius, 654 nucleotides. Lineage: Eukaryota; Viridiplantae; Streptophyta; Magnoliopsida; Poales; Poaceae. The record is from the annotation of a GenBank genome assembly.